AACAUUUAUAAAGAUGAUCUACUAAUGGACCAAAAUGUAGUGCAUAAUCAUGAAAAGAAAUGUACACUCAAACAUAUAAAGUUCCCGUUUUUUUCCCAUAACAAAUCAGAGAUCACGAAGCCGAAGAGAAAUAAAAAGAGAAAACUCUUUUGCUUCAAUUGUCCAAAGAAGGACGAGCAUCGUCUCAAAAUUCCGGAUUUCAACAAGAUAAGUGAAGACCCAGUGAUACAGUUCAAGGUCAAGAGGUCUUAUGAACAGAAGCUGUGUCCGUCUUGCAGGAAGUUGUUCGUGAGUGGCAUGGACCCAAACGAGAGACGCAAGAAAACACCGAAACGAAUCAUACACAACAGUAGACAGUACUAUCAAACAAAUUUUCCUGAAGUGAGAUUAAAAGAAGAUGUAAAAAGUAUAAGAAAGAACGUUGCAUUUUCAGAAGGUGCUGCUUUAGACGACGGAGACAGAAAGAGAAGAGGCGUGGAGGCUGAUAGAGAGAGGCAAUUGAAAGAGUUAGAGGCGGUUCAGAGGAAAGUAGAUAGUGUGGAAGUCGUUGUUCCUACGUUCGACAAGCCAUCCGAAACGUAGUAAAGAAUAGUCUUAAAGUAAUGUAUUGUUUAAAAUGUAUGCUUAUUUUAGAGUAGAAGAAUUUACAUUAUAAUAAAUAUUAUAUUUUGUAUA
Molecule: messenger RNA, 675 nt
Organism: Trichoplusia ni (cabbage looper)
Lineage: Eukaryota; Metazoa; Arthropoda; Insecta; Lepidoptera; Noctuidae
Exons: 2
Coding region: 25-582 (185 amino acids)
Source: RefSeq, a predicted model, not a curated record